AUGAAGAUGGACGCAAGCACACAGACUGAAGUUGGGCGAAAGAACUUCGCACAACAAACGGACGGAGGAGAAGGAGAGUGGGUGAAUGAGGAUAAGGAGGUGGAGAUAGUGAGGGAGAUAAAGGGAAGGAAGGAUGAGGAGGACGUCGCCAUCAUUGCAGUCUUUUGCCCGAUCGCGUCAAAUAAAAAGAGGACGAGAGAUGUGAAGACGCAAACCGCAUCUUCAACAAAGGAGAAGGGGAUGCAGACGGAGUGGAUGCUCCAGGUGAUCGAGAUCGAGGAGUCACGGAGAUCAAAUCGUGACUUACUCCUUCGUUUCAUUAGACGGCAAUGGAACCUGAUCGAAGUAAGGGAGGCAUUUAAGGUGCCAGAGAUCCUUUCCCCAAUAAGGGAGUUUGAAGAAGAGGGGGAGGUGUGGAAAACAUGGAAAGCGGGGGAAUUCGUGUGGAGCGAAGACAAAGAAAACACACAAAACAACAACAAUAAUAACAUUGACAAUAACAAGAAUAAAAGAAAGAGGUUUGACGACAAUGUGGAAACACAAACAAAGAAGAUAAAGAAGGAGACAAAUAAAGAAAACACUGAAAACAGCAACAUUAACGACAACAAUGACAGCAACGGAAGAAAAAGAAAGAGCACGGACAACAAGGAGAAAGAACAAGUGACAAAAAAGAUAAAGAAGGAGAUGAGGAUUAGACAGGAAGACCUCGAGACCCUUAAGGGCGAAAACCGGCUGAACGACGAGGUAAUAAAUAAUUAUCUUGAAUUGAUCAGCAACGAAGACGUCUACGUGAUGAAUUCGUUUUUCUUUCCGAGGCUCCACAUUAACGGGCACGUGGCCGUUAAAAGGUGGACGAAGAGGAUCAAUAUUUUUAAGUUUCGCAAAGUGAUUGUCCCCAUUCACUUGGGCAAUCACUGGUGCCUUGCGGUAAUAGAUAUGCUCUUUGGUGAGAUUUGCUAUUAUGAUAGUUUCAAGGGCAGUCAGCCCGCCUACUUGGCAACACUCCUGGAGUAUUUAGUCCAGGAGGCGAAAGAGAAAAACGAGGUUCCUAUCAAUAAAGAGGAAUGGACCCUUGGGAAUAAAACAAACAUUCCCUGUCAGACGAAUGGGUAUGACUGCGGGGUCUUCACGUGUCAAUUCGCCCGUUAUGAAGCGGCAAAUAGAGCAAUCGAUUUCACACAACAGGACAUGCUACAGAUCAGGGCAAGAAUGGCUCGCGAAUUGCAGGCGGGAUGUCUUGAAGAAUAA
This is a messenger RNA of Venturia canescens, 1248 nucleotides long. Its product is annotated as ubiquitin-like-specific protease ESD4. Gene Ontology annotation, molecular function: deSUMOylase activity. Gene Ontology annotation, cellular component: nucleus. Gene Ontology annotation, biological process: proteolysis; protein desumoylation. NCBI's taxonomy places the organism in Eukaryota, Metazoa, Arthropoda, Insecta, Hymenoptera, Ichneumonidae. The record is from RefSeq and is a predicted model, not a curated record. The transcript has a single exon. Bases 1 to 1248 code for a protein of 415 amino acids.